Molecule: messenger RNA, 3103 nt
Organism: Melanotaenia boesemani (Boeseman's rainbowfish)
Lineage: Eukaryota; Metazoa; Chordata; Actinopteri; Atheriniformes; Melanotaeniidae
Product: protein transport protein Sec23A
Exons: 20
Coding region: 158-2446 (762 amino acids)
Biological process (GO): COPII-coated vesicle budding; endoplasmic reticulum to Golgi vesicle-mediated transport; intracellular protein transport
Cellular component (GO): endoplasmic reticulum exit site; COPII vesicle coat
Molecular function (GO): GTPase activator activity; zinc ion binding
Source: RefSeq, a predicted model, not a curated record
CAGCAGGGAGAAGCUUCGGCAUCAGAGUGGUGGUAAGUCACGGUUCUCCUCAAACAGACUCACCUGGACCUGACGGACUUCCAAUUGCACCUGGACUCCGGCAGGUUAAGUGUGUUUACUUGACGGUGACACUCCGGCCCCGCCUCCCUGCCUCACCAUGGCAACCUUCCCAGAGUACAUAGCUCAGAACGAGGAGCGUGAUGGCAUCCGCUUCAGCUGGAACGUGUGGCCUUCCAGCCGGUUGGAGGCAACUCGGAUGGUGGUCCCGGUGGCUUCGCUGUUCACCCCCCUGAAGGAGAGGAGCGACCUGCCCCCCAUCCAGUACGAACCGGUUCUCUGCAGUCGGGCCACCUGCCGGGCUGUCCUCAACCCACUCUGCCAGGUGGACUACAGAGCCAAGUUGUGGGCAUGUAACUUCUGUUACCAGAGGAACCAGUUUCCUCCAUCCUACGCUGGAAUCUCUGAGGUGAAUCAGCCUGCAGAGUUGCUGCCUCAUUUCUCCACCAUCGAGUAUGUGGUCCAGCGAGGUCCUCAGAUGCCGCUGGUCUUCCUGUAUGUGGUGGACACCUGCAUGGAGGAUGAGGACCUGCAGGCUCUGAAGGAGUCUCUGCAGAUGUCGCUGUCUCUGCUGCCCCCCACAGCUCUGGUUGGACUCAUCACCUUUGGACGCAUGGUCCAGGUCCAUGAGCUGGGCUGUGAGGGGAUCUCCAAGAGCUAUGUCUUCAGGGGCACUAAGGACCUGAACGCCAAGCAGCUGCAGGAGAUGCUGGGUCUUGCCAAACCUUCGGCCGCUCAGGGACGAGGACCUCAGACUGCCCAGCAGCCUCUGUCCAACAGGUUCCUGCAACCGGUGCAGAAGAUCGAUAUGAACCUGACCGACCUUUUGGGGGAGCUGCAGCGAGACCCCUGGCCUGUCACCCAAGGGAAGAGACCGCUGCGCUCGCUAGGUGUCGCCAUGUCCAUCGCUGUGGGCCUGCUAGAGUGCACCUUCCCCAAUACCGGUGGCCGCAUCAUGACGUUCAUUGGAGGCCCGGCGACGCAGGGACCAGGCAUGGUUGUAGGGGAUGAGCUGAAGACUCCCAUCAGGUCAUGGCACGACAUCGAGAAGGACAACGCAAAGUUCAUGAAGAAAGCCACCAAACACUACGAGUCUUUAGCCAACCGAGCCUCCACUAAUGGACACAUCAUCGACAUCUAUGCCUGUUCCCUGGAUCAGACGGGCCUACUGGAGAUGAAGUGCUGCCCCAACCACACAGGAGGAUACAUGGUCAUGGCAGACUCCUUCAACACGUCUCUGUUCAAACAAACUUUCCAGAGAGUUUUCACCAAAGACGUCCAGGGAUCCUUUAAGAUGGCCUUCGCUGCCACAUUGGAGGUCAAGACCUCCAGAGAGAUCAAAGUGUCUGGAGCCAUCGGUCCAUGUGUGUCCCUAAACGCCAAAGGACCCUGUGUCUCUGAAAACGAGAUCGGAACAGGAGGAACCUGCCAGUGGAAGAUCUGCGGUUUGGAUCCGAGCACCACGCUGGCUCUUUACUUCGAGGUGGUCAAUCAGCACAAUGCUCCGAUCCCUCAAGGCGGCCGUGGGGCAAUCCAGUUUGUCACUCAGUACCAACACUCAUCAGGCCAGAGACGCAUCCGAGUCACCACCACAGCCAGGAACUGGGCUGAUACUCAGAUUCAGAGCAUCGCAGCAUCCUUCGAUCAGGAGGCAGCAGCAGUCCUGAUGGCGAGGUUGGCGGUGUACCGGGCGGAGACAGAGGAGGGACCAGAUGUCCUCAGAUGGCUGGACAGGCAGCUGAUCAGACUGUGUCAGAAGUUUGGAGAUUACCACAAGGAUGAUCCAAACUCCUUCAGAUUCUCUGAGACGUUUUCCCUCUAUCCUCAGUUCAUGUUCCACCUGCGACGCUCUCCAUUCCUGCAGGUGUUCAACAACAGUCCUGAUGAGAGUUCAUAUUACAGACACCAGUUCAACCGGCAGGACCUGACCCAGGCCCUCAUCAUGAUCCAACCUGUGUUGUACGCAUACUCCUUCAGCGGACCCCCAGAGCCUGUUCUGUUGGACAGCAGCAGCAUCCUGCCAGACCGAAUUUUGCUGAUGGACACUUUCUUCCAGAUCCUCAUCUAUCAUGGAGAGACUGUAGCUCAGUGGAGGAAGGCCGGCUACCAGGACAUGCCUGAGUACGACAACUUCAGACACCUCCUGCAGGCUCCGGUGGACGAUGCUCAGGAGCUGCUGCACGCGCGCUUCCCCAUGCCCCGAUACAUUGACACGGAGCACGGCGGCAGCCAGGCUCGCUUCCUGCUUUCCAAAGUCAACCCUUCUCAGACCCACAACAACAUGUAUGCCUGGGGACAGGAGUCUGGAGCGCCAAUCCUGACUGAUGACGUCAGCCUGCAGGUCUUCAUGGACCACCUGAAGAAGCUUGCCGUCUCAAGUGCUGCUUGACCCCACACAGACCCCACUGCCUCCCAGACCCCAUCCCCUCCACACUUCCUCCAAUCAGACCCCACCCAGGCUCCACCCAGACUCCACCCCUUCCACCCAGACGACCCUCCACCUGGAACUCACCCCUUUUACUCAGACUCCACCCCCUCCACACACCCACCAGACCCCACCCCGUACACAGACUCCACCCCCUUCCAGUACCUGCCCUGUCACCUAGACACCACCUCCUCCACAAAGACCCCUCCUCCACCCAGAGUCGAUCUCCUGUUCCAGCUACUGCCAACCAGCCAAUCAAACUCUCCUGCGCUGUUGUAGUAUCUUCCUUUUUGUCAGUGUUACUUUAAUCGAGCAUCCUUCCAGAAAAUCUGGAAUAAAACCACCUCAUCAGUUGGGAAAUGAGUUUUUCUCAUGAUGGCCACCCAUGCUGGUCCAGUCAGAUUCUCUGCAGGUCCAGGACUUGUGAAAGUUGUGAAGAUUCAUGUUCUGAUAAACAUGUUUCAGAGACGUUCAGCAGCUUUUUGGUGAAAAACAUUUCAGGACCAGACAUGAAGUCUUCUGCUGCCUGUUGAAAUCCAUGUGUUGUUUGCUUUUAUCCUUCUAGGCAAACAUUUUCUUUCUGUCUCUGUUCUGUUUGUAAUAAAACUGCUGUGGAGAGUG